Centruroides sculpturatus (bark scorpion) is the source of this 2251-nucleotide messenger RNA. It is a transcript of the gene PH4alphaEFB, whose product is annotated as prolyl 4-hydroxylase subunit alpha-1-like. Gene Ontology annotation, molecular function: iron ion binding; procollagen-proline 4-dioxygenase activity; L-ascorbic acid binding. Lineage: Eukaryota; Metazoa; Arthropoda; Arachnida; Scorpiones; Buthidae. Gene Ontology annotation, biological process: peptidyl-proline hydroxylation to 4-hydroxy-L-proline. The record is from RefSeq and is a predicted model, not a curated record. The coding region runs from base 293 to 1867 and encodes 524 amino acids. Gene Ontology annotation, cellular component: endoplasmic reticulum. The transcript is spliced from 14 exons.
UGAAUAACUAGCUCAACAAAACUUAUUUACUUCAGAAUCUUAAAUAGCAUAGGAAAGUCAUCGUUAAGAGAUUUACUACAUAGAAAAUUUUUAAUUUAUAUUUUGCAUGAUUUACACAAGUAAUAUAGUUGAAUAUUUUUGUUUGUAUAUCAUCCAGCUAAUUAAACAAUAGAUAUUAUUCGACGCUCCGCAUCCUUGGCCUUAAUAAUUUAAACAGAAUUUGUCCUUGGCAGGAUACCAAAAUCAUUAAAAAUCAUCUUUCUACCUACAUUUCUCAUUCAAGACAAUACAGAUGAUGCGUUUAAAUAUGUAUUUUUUUCUAUUACCAUUUUUUGUGUUCGUGAAGAUUGUUAAAACAGAUUAUUUUACCUCUGUUGUGGGAUUAGAGAAACUGUUACACUCCAAAAUAGAAGUUGUUAAGGCUAUAGAAGAUUAUUUAACGGCGGAGGAGGAUAGAUUAAGAAUGAUUAAGUUUAAGAAGGAGGAAUUUAGAACAUUCAUAGAAAAAGCGGCUCCAAAUUGGGAAGAAUUUCUACAAAAUCCAGUUAAUGCGUAUUUGUUAGUUAAACGCUUAAAUAUUGACUGGAAGAAUCUUGAACAAUUAAUGAUAAAUUCCAGAAAUGACGAUUCUAUUGACAUUUUAAAGAAAAAGAUAAGAUUCCCAGACGAUGAUGAUUUAGCUGGUGCCGCUGAAGGUCUUGUCAGGUUACAAAAAAUGUACAAGUUAAAUACCUCUUCUUUAGCAGAUGGUUACAUACUAAAUAAAUUUUCUUCGCAGAAAUUAACAGCUGAUGAUUGUUUCGAAGUUGGAAGACAUUCGUAUAGUGUAGGAGAUUUUUAUUAUACAUGUUUAUGGAUGAGAGAAGCGUUGAGAAGAUUGGAUUCGGAGAUUACGAAAUCUACUAACAGAGAAGAAUUAUUGGAAUUGUUAGCAUAUUCAACUUAUAUGAAAGGAGAUAUUGAAGAAGCUUUAAAGUAUACUCUUCAACUAUUAGAGAUCGCUCCUGAAAAUCCCCGUGCACAAAAUAACAAACAAUAUUUCGAAGUGUUACUUCUGAAGGAUGAAAUUCAAAGUACGAAGAAAAUAGAAGAAAAUUUGGUUUGUGAUUCCGAAUACGAAAAAUACCAAAAAUUAACUGAAAAGUUAUGCAGAGGAGAAAAAAAUUUGUCAAUUGAAGAACAAAGUAAGUUAAAGUGUAGAUUAUUCACUAACAAUGAUGGCUACUUGAUCUUGCAACCUCUUAAAGAAGAAGAAUUAUACCUUCGUCCGAGGAUCGUCGUUUAUCACGAUUUCAUGACCGAAACAGAAAUGGAAACAAUUAAAAGAUUAGCUAAACCAAACUUAAAAAGAGCUGCAGUAACAUCAAGAGACGAGAGAGGAGAAGAAUUUUCUAAUACCAGGAUCAGUAAAAGUGCAUGGCUUAAGGAUUCCGAUCAUUCCAUCGUUGAUAAAUUGAGCUUUAGGAUACAAUGUGCAACAGGACUUUCUCUUCUAACCGCAGAGGAAUUACAAGUAUUAAAUUACGGCAUAGGAGGACACUAUGAAGCUCAUUUUGAUUAUUCCCGAGAAGACGAAGCAAUCAAUAAACUUACUAAAUACUAUGGCGAUAGAGUCGCAACAUGGCUGAACUAUAUGAGUGACGUAGAAGCGGGUGGUGCAACUGUAUUUCCAGAAAUUGGUAUUUCUGUUCAGCCCGAAAAGGGUUCGUCACUCCUAUGGUAUAAUCUUCAUAGCAAUGGUACCGGAGACUAUCGCACUCGUCACGCUGCUUGUCCUGUACUACUUGGUUCAAAAUGGGUAUCAAAUAAAUGGAUACGUGAACGAGGACAGGAAUUUAGAAGGCCUUGCUCGUUAAACAACGAAUAAAAAUAUAAUCAUUUGUAUUUUCUAUCUAUAAAUGAAGAAUUACACACCUAUUUUGUGUGAUUUUUAAGGGUGUUAACUACCAUUAUGUCACUGUGGGCGGAGAGAUAGACCUUAAAUGGGUUUAUUGAACUCCGAAAUAUUUUCCUAAACUAAAAAAAAAAAAAAUUAACUCAUCUUGUUAAGAUUUGCUUCUUAUUUAGUAUAUGAAAUUCUAGUUUUAAAAAAUUCAUCACGAACAAAAUGUCACGCUAUGUAACUUUGACUUAAAUAGGACAUAGGUCAAGGCGGAAGAUGGUAUAUAACUCGUUUAUUUACUUUAUCUUUGAACUUAAAAAUUCUAAUACAAGACCCGAUGACCGAGAUACCGUCUAGAAAAAAUUUUAC